Molecule: messenger RNA, 1226 nt
Organism: Ipomoea triloba (trilobed morning glory)
Lineage: Eukaryota; Viridiplantae; Streptophyta; Magnoliopsida; Solanales; Convolvulaceae
Product: protein BRASSINAZOLE-RESISTANT 1-like
Exons: 2
Coding region: 33-1028 (331 amino acids)
Biological process (GO): brassinosteroid mediated signaling pathway; DNA-templated transcription
Molecular function (GO): DNA-binding transcription factor activity
Source: RefSeq, a predicted model, not a curated record
AAAAAGAGGGGGAGAGAGAGAGUGGGAGGGAAAUGAUGAUGUGGGAAGGCGGUGGAGGAUCGGCGACGUCACCGCCGCCGCCGGGCGGCGGUGACGGCGGUGGUGGCGGUGGAGGGAGUAUUAGUGGGAGGAGGAAGCCGUCGUGGAGGGAGAGGGAGAAUAACCGGAGAAGAGAGCGGAGGAGGAGAGCCAUAGCUGCUAAGAUAUAUGCGGGGCUGAGAGCUCAGGGGAACUAUAAUCUCCCUAAGCACUGCGACAACAACGAGGUCCUCAAGGCUCUCUGUCAAGAAGCUGGGUGGACUGUUGAGCCCGACGGCACCACUUAUCGCAAGGGAUGCAAGCCAACUCCCAUGGAGAUUGGAGGAACAUCAGCCAACAUUACCCCGAGUUCUUCCCGGAAUCCCAGCCCGCCGUCGUCCUACUUCGCCAGUCCGGUGCCGUCGUACCAGCCUAGUCCGCUGUCCUCCUCCUGCCCAAGUCCGACCCAUCACGGCGGCGGUGACGGCGGCAAGAUGCCACCGCAUCCAUUUGCGUUUCUACGCAGUGCCAUUCCCUCAUCUCUGCCUCCCCUGAGAAUAUCAAGCAGCGCCCCGGUAACCCCGCCGAUUUCCUCGCCCACCAGAGCUCCUCCUAAACAGAUUUUCAACCUGGAGACCUUGGCUAAAGAAUCUAUGUCCGCCUUCAACAUCCCGUUCUUCGCUUCCGCCCCCACUAGCCCCACCCGGGCCCACCAGAGAUUCCCCGCCACAAUCCCCGAAUGCGACGAGUCCGACUCCUCCACCAUUGAUUCCGGCCACUGGAUGAGCUUCCAGAAAUACGGGGUCCCAACCUCCCCCACGUUUAACCUCAUGAAACCUGUUAAUCCUCAGCGCGUCCCCUCCAACGACGCCAUGAUUUUGGAUAAGGGGAAAAGCGUGGAUUUCGGGUUCGAGAAUGUCGCGGUGAAGGCCUGGGAAGGGGAGAGGAUUCACGAGGUGGGAUUGGAUGAUCUUGAGCUCACCCUCGGCAGCGGAACCGCUCGCAUAUGAGCGCUGGAUUCUGCAGAUCUUGCAUCAUAUUUGGUUCCUAGUUCCUAGUAGAGGAUUGAUUCUUGUGCGAUUUCUUUGUUUUAACUUUGGUUAAUUAAAGACCCUGUUCAAAUAUUUAUGGGUCUUUCUUCAUCUUCUUCUCUUCUGGUGCAAUGUUAGACGCAGAUAUAUGGAAAUUACUGUCUCUUGCUGUUGGAA